This is a messenger RNA of Hyaena hyaena (striped hyena), 963 nucleotides long. Its product is annotated as olfactory receptor 6C75-like. Lineage: Eukaryota; Metazoa; Chordata; Mammalia; Carnivora; Hyaenidae. The record is from RefSeq and is a predicted model, not a curated record. Gene Ontology annotation, molecular function: G protein-coupled receptor activity; olfactory receptor activity. Bases 1 to 963 code for a protein of 320 amino acids. The transcript has a single exon. Gene Ontology annotation, cellular component: membrane. Gene Ontology annotation, biological process: G protein-coupled receptor signaling pathway.
AUGAUGCCGCGGAAAGAGAUGCCCAUGGAAAUGGGGAAUGGGACCACUGUCCAGGAAUUCACCUUGGAGGGGUUCCCUGCCUUCCAACACCUGGGAAAGGUCCUCUUCCUGGUGCACCUGCUGGCAUACCUGGCAUCCAUUGCAGGCAAUGCUCUCAUAGUGACCAUCACCUGUGCCGACUCCCGGCUACAGACACCUAUGUACUUUUUCCUCAGCAUUUUCUCCUUCUUUGAGUGUUGUUUCAUAAGUGCUGUUAUUCCUAAGUUGCUGGUCAUCUUUCUUUUAGGCAGGCAAACCAUUUCCUUUAUUGCCUGUUUCAUACAAGCCUUUGUGUAUGUAUAUCUGGGUGCAACAGGUUUCUUCCUCAUAACAGUGAUGUCUGUGGAUCGGUGCAUGGCCAUUUGCAAGCCUCUGCAUUACCCAACCAUCAUGAACCUCAAGACUUGCUUCCGCUUGGUCACUUCCUGUUGUGUUUUGGCUUUCACUCUCAUGACUGGUCUGAUAGUAAAGGUUUCCCAAUUAUCCUUCUGUGGCCCAAGUGUCAUCCCCCACUUCUUCUGUGACCUUGGUUCCCUGAUUCAUCUCUCUUGUUCUAAUACCAGGUCUGUUGAAAUGUUGGCCUUUGUCCUUGCUUUGUGUAUCCUUCUGACGUCCCUUCUCAUAACCAUCAUUGCAUACAGCAACAUAGUAGUCACAAUUGUGCGACUCCCAUCAGCCAGGGAGCGACAGAAAGCUUUCUCCACCUGCUCGUCUCACUUGAUAGUCCUCUCCCUGAUAUACGGCAGCUGUGUCUUUAUAUACGUGAAACCAAAGCAAACAAACAGGCUGGACUCCAAUAGGGAGGCUUCACUUGUGCACACGGUGGUGACCCCAUUGUUGAACCCUGUCAUCUACACUCUGAGGAACAAGCAGGUCCACCAGGCUCUGAGGGAGACAAUUUUCAGAAUGAAAAUAUCUAGAUAA